CCAUAGACUAAACUGCAGUCUCGCUAUAACAUAUGCUCAUUGAUUGAUGAAUGUUUAUUAUGAACUUAGGGGGUUAAUUAACGGACACAUUCAAUGCCAAUGUCGAUGCGUAAAGUAACGUUAGCCAGUUACCAUACAAACUAUGGAAGUAAAAUAAAAGGAGCUUAGUGGGUUAAUUAAGCUCAUUCAAAUCAAGAAUUAAUAACAACAACAUGACGAGGAUAACGACGACUUCGCUAUCCAUCCUAAUCGUAUUAACAUCGGCGAUCUUGCAUCUCCGGCAAGCAUCGUGUUUCGACAACACCAAGCUAGGAGGCUUAAUAGAAGACAUAGUGGCGGAGGUUGACGAAAUAGCCGCCCGGUACCAAGCUCCGCCCUCCGUACGACCACCGCCCAAGGUCGGCGGAGUAUAUUACCCGAUCGGUUACGGGGCCGAUCCGACGGGCCACAACGACAGCUCCGAUGCGAUACAAAAGGCCCUCAACGACGCUUUCUCGCAACGUGGCGAAGAGAAGCGUUACUUGAUGAGUCCCAUGAAGGACUUGGGUGGCGCCGUCAUCGAUCUCCAGGGUGGAAGUUACUUGAUCUCCAAACCCAUUACUUUCCCGCCGACGGCCGGCAACAUCAUGAUGAAAGAGGGGAGUCUGAGAGCGAGCCAAGACUUUCCUCCGAACCGCUACCUAGUGGAGCUGAUGUCCCCGGAAUCCGAGAUCCUCAUCUACAAAACCGAGUCGGUCCACCGGCUCCACGGCCGGCGGAUUUACUACGAGGACGUCACCUUCCGUGACAUCCUCUUCGACUCCGCCCGACGCGGCGGCGGGCUCCUGGUCGUGAACUCCCUCCGCACCCGCAUCAUCAACUCCUACUUCCUCAACUUCACCACCCAGGGCAUCCUCGUCCAGGGCGGGCACGAGACGUACAUCUCCUCCUGCUUCCUCGGCCAGAAAUCCACGGUGGGCGACGACGAGCAUGAGGCGGAUUUCUUCGGCACGGCCAUCGACCUCGCCAGCAACGACAACUCCGUCACCGACACCGUCCUCUUCAGCUCCCAAACGGGGCUCCUUCUUCGAGGACAGGCCAACAUGGUCAGCGGCCUCCACGUGUACAACAAGGGCGUCAAGUACCGCGGCACGGGAAUCUACGUCAAAGAAAGCGCGGCGUUUAAUCGGAUCGACAAUAGUUACAUGGACUAUACCUCGAUCGUCAUCGAGGACCCGUAUUUUAUCCAUUUGACCAACUCGAUGUUCUUAGGGGACGGGAAUGUGGUGCUGAAGUCGGUUUACGGAAGGAUGGCGGGGUUGACGGUGAGGGACAAUUUUUUCCAUGGGUUUAAGCGUGCGAUUGUGGAGGUGGAGGGAGAGUUCAAGGUGGUGGAUCAGGUGGUGGUGGAUGGGAAUCAGGCGAAUAAGGCGAUGCCGGUGAGGUCGACGGUCGGGAGGCUGACGGUGGCGGGGAAUGGGACCAAGUGGGUGGCGGAUUUCAAUGAUCAGUUGGUGUUUCCGGACAAGAUUGAUCACUUUCACUACUCCUUUUAUGUGAAGGGAAGGGGAAGGGGAGGGAGGUUGCCGGUUCAUGCGGCGACGAAUGUGUCGGGGAAUGUGGUGGUGGUGGAGAGCGACGAGGCGGUGGACGCGGUGUUGUCGGUGGUGGUUGAUCAGUUUAAGAAGGUAAGAGAAGCCACGUAUUAAUUAAAAAAAAAAUGUGGCUUCGUUUUGCUUCUUCGAUCGAUUAGCUUUUUUUCCCUCUCGAAUUCACCUGUCGUCACAAUCACGUACGGUGGUUAAUCGCUAGAGAGAAAAAAAACUGAUAGAGAUGGGGUGACAAAAACUGUGGAACUAGCAAACUGUAGAAUGCUUGCUCACAUGCAAUGGGUGGAUGAAUUGUCUCAUUUCUAAAUCAAGAGAGUCGUUUUGAUGUAUUAUUUUGCACACCUAUUAUUUUAGAGUAAAAUUAUUCGUUAACU
Molecule: messenger RNA, 1963 nt
Organism: Linum trigynum
Lineage: Eukaryota; Viridiplantae; Streptophyta; Magnoliopsida; Malpighiales; Linaceae
Source: the annotation of a GenBank genome assembly